UUUCUUUUCCUUCCGAUUCCUCCCAACCAAAUAAAGCCUUAGGGUCGAAACAGAGAAAGCAAGUUGAGUGACAACUGACAAGGAAAAAGGUAUUCCCCAUUCCCCCAAUACCAGUAGCGUUUAGGAAGAAGAAAAUUGCAGAGAAGAAAUGGAGAAGUUUCCGGUAAUAGAUCUGGAGCCGUACUUGGAAUUGGAGAGAAGCGGGAAUGGGAAUUCCGAUGAAAUGAAGAGGUUGUGUAUGGAGGUUAGCCGGACAUUGAAGGAGACGGGAGCUUUACUGGUAAAAGAUCCCAGAUGUUCUGCGCAAGACAACGACCGUUUCCUUGAUAUGAUGGAGAAUUAUUUUCAGCAACCUCCCGAUUUUAAGCGCCUUCAAGAACGCCCUCUUUUGCAUUAUCAGGUUGGAGUUACUCCAGAAGGAGUUGAAGUCCCCCGGAGUUUGGUGGAUGCAGAAAUGCAAGAAAAGCUAAAAGCUAUGCCGUCCGAGUAUCAGCCUUCGACUCCAACAGGGCCUGAUCCUAAGUGGAGAUAUAUGUGGAGGAUCGGUCCUCGCCCAUCUAAUACCAGCUUUAAGGAAUUGAAUGCUGAGCCUGUUAUUCCGCAGGGAUUCCCAGAAUGGAAAGAUACCAUGGAUUCAUGGGGUCUCAAAAUGAUAUCAGCUGUUAAUGUUGUGGCUGAGAUGGCGGCUAUUGGAUUUGGCUUGCCUAAGGAUGCUUUCACUUCUCUCAUGAACCAGGGGCCUCAUCUUCUUGCUCCAACUGGGAGUGACCUUCAUCAUUAUGGGAAGGAGGGGACUGUCUUUGCAGGGUAUCACUACGACCUUAACUUCUUAACUAUCCAUGGGAGGAGUAGGUUUCCAGGACUGAACAUUUGGCUCAGAAAUGGGGAAAAGGUGGAAGUUAAAGUUCCCAUUGGAUGUCUUCUUAUUCAGACCGGAAAACAGAUAGAAUGGUUGACUGCUGGCGAAUGCAUUGCUGGCAUGCAUGAGGUUGUCGUGACUAAAAGGACUCUUGAAGCAAUUAGAUUAGCAUCUGAACAAAGUCGCAGUCUAUGGAGGGUAUCUUCAACUUUGUUUGCACACGUAGCGUCAGAUGCUGUCCUGAAGCCGUUAGGCCAUUUUUCCAACUCUGCUCUUGCAAGUACGUAUCCUCUCAUGUGUGCUGGGGAAUUUGUUGAAAAAGAGCUUGCGGUGAUUAAUCUGAAAGGAAAUUCUCCACCGUAGUAGUCCGAGCAGAACAUGUUGAUCCUAUCUAAGUUACAAACAGGGAACAUUAUUUACGGGCAUCUUGCUUAAAUCAUAUUGUGCAAUACAAGAGCGGGGGAAAUCCGGAAAGCAUCAAUGAGGAGUUGUUAUAAAGUGGUUGUUUCUACUAGGCUACUACCACUGAGAACUAUGAAUGUACCGAUAAUGGUAAUAUUUUCUGUUCAUUGUUUGACGAAAUCAUUGCCGAAAAGCUGAUUUCCCCUGAUUUAUGUUGGAUUUGAGAAAUCGAUAAUAUUCAUGCCAUUUUUUUGGA
Messenger RNA from Spinacia oleracea (spinach), 1517 nucleotides. RefSeq lists its product as uncharacterized. NCBI's taxonomy places the organism in Eukaryota, Viridiplantae, Streptophyta, Magnoliopsida, Caryophyllales, Amaranthaceae. The record is from RefSeq and is a predicted model, not a curated record. The transcript has 5 exons. Bases 149 to 1222 code for a protein of 357 amino acids.